ACGGUUAUAUCAUCGUCCUCUCAUAAUACACGCAAUGCAUUUUUAUUUUUUAUUUUUUAUUUUCUAUUUUUUUGCUUGUUCAAGUCGACUCCAACUUUAAGCGUUAGUACUUAGUAGUGUAAAACAGUAGGAGAGGAGAGAGAAACUCAAUUCAACUCUGAAAACUUUGAGAGCGAAAUACAGGUGACGUUGGCGUGCUUGGGUUGCUUAGGGUUUCGAUUUUUACUCCGAUUUCUUCAUGAAAUUGAAACCCUAAGUUUAAUCUCAUCAUGGAUUACUCUAAUUCUGCCCAAUUUGAUAUCUUUCAUAUCUACCGGCAAUUCUGCGAUAUCAGAUCAGGAAACGUAUAUUCUUGCACUGAAGCGAGCAACAUGUUAGAUAAUGAUUUAGAAAAGGCCAAGAAUAUACGGGAGGCAACAUUCCAUCUCUCAAAAAUGGUGGAAUCAAGCAUGAUUAUGAGCUGUUCGAUUUUGGCUGAAUUAUACAAGCUCAUGUCCCGUUUAAAUAUAAUGGGGGAUUUUUCAGAAUUUUCUAAUUUCUAUGAUUUUGUAUUCUUCAUGUGUCGUGAAAGUGGUCAAAAGAACAUCACUGUAAGAAGGGCAAUAGAUGCAUGGAAGUUAGUCCUUUCUGGAAGAUUUAGGCUACUUGAUCAGUGGUGUGACUUUGUUGAGAAGAACCAGAAGCACAAUCUCUCUGAAGAUACCUGGCGUCAAGUUUUGGCUUUCAGCCGGUGUGUACAUGAAGAUCUGGAAGGGUAUGAUCCUGAAGGUGCUUGGCCUACAUUGAUCGAUGACUUUGUUGAGCACAUGUACAGAAUUACUGGAUCCAAUAACCACACCCGUCACAACAUCACCUGUGAUUGUGAUGAUCCUGAGGGCAAAUCAUCCAUGUUCGAAGAGCCUCUUCCAGGAUUAAAGAACUUGCCUGGUUUGAAGAGGAAAUUCCGGCUGGACUUAAUGGAAACUGAUUUGGAUAUCAACUCCCUACCUGCAAAAAUGAAAAAUGCCAAUAUAAGCUGCAAGCGAAGGAAGCAGCCGCAGCCGCAGCAGCACCAGAGAUGUGGAGACCAUCCGACUGCAAAUGGCUUAGAUGAAGGGUUGCACACUGCUACAGUUAAUCCAUUGAGUUCGUCAAAAUUUCUUCACACAGCUGAAGGCCGACUUUCAAAGGGCUUCUCUGCUCUUUUUUCAUCUCCUGUGCAGAAUCAGUAGCAGAGGGUAUCAUAUACUUGAAGUACAUAGUCAUGAUAGAGGGAUGCCUUCAUAUUUUUGUCAUAUUCAUAUUAACGAAACUAGUGGCACUGGUACUGGCUAUAGGUUUGUCUAUGAGUUUUCUGGGAUAGAAUUUAUUACCUUCACAAUAGGCAAAAUACUGAAAUCUCUUAGUUUGCAUUGUGGAUAGUUCUAUCUUUUCUAAAUUUCAAUUGGUGAACUUAUGCAAUUGGUGAAGGCCAGUGAUAGCUCCCUGUUACUAGCAAGUCCCUCAGUUCCUCCCCAAUGAUGAUCAAAUCUGUGGAGACAUGGCCUGGUGAAGUAAUUGCAAUACCCUGCCUGCUGUAUGUUUUUAUCAGAAUUAUACAUUAUACUACAUCUCUUACAUAUUAUUCGCCUCAAUGUUAUGAUGGCAUGGAAAUUCUUGAGCUCAUAUUCAUCAUUGAAGAUUCACAUGUGGUGUCAAUGCAAGCUAGAAAAUAGAGGUCCCUGAAGCACGAAGACUGCCUGCUUGCUCGCCGGCAAUUGGUCUUCUGCACUGCUGACAAUACCCUUGUGUAUUUUUCUUUCUUGUUAUUAGGUUUGAGUCAAAAAGUUGUUAUAUUGUUCAGUCUUACAGUUAAGACUGGAGUGAUAUUUUAGUAAAAUUUUUGGUGAUGAUAGUGAGUUUUUAGGAAAAAAGUUGUUAUAUUGUUCAAUAUGUUUUUUUUUUUUUUUUUUUUUUUUUUUUUUUUUUUUUUUUUAAUCUCAAAGGAUAAAACUAGGUGAGUAAUCACCCUUUUGUAUUAGUAUUAUUGCUUGUACAUUAAUUUUAGAGUUUUGCCUGAGGUAGUCCUUGAAAUUCACUGCAGGCUGCAUCA
Chenopodium quinoa (quinoa) is the source of this 2071-nucleotide messenger RNA. RefSeq lists its product as uncharacterized. Gene Ontology annotation, molecular function: ubiquitin-like protein binding; cullin family protein binding; ubiquitin conjugating enzyme binding. The transcript is spliced from 9 exons. Lineage: Eukaryota; Viridiplantae; Streptophyta; Magnoliopsida; Caryophyllales; Amaranthaceae. Gene Ontology annotation, biological process: positive regulation of ubiquitin-protein transferase activity; protein neddylation. Bases 270 to 1211 code for a protein of 313 amino acids. Gene Ontology annotation, cellular component: ubiquitin ligase complex. The record is from RefSeq and is a predicted model, not a curated record.